AAGUCAAAAGCACGUUUGCUGGUUGCUUUAUGUCUGCUGCACAGUGUCCCACAUAGACCUGUGCUAAAGAUGCUGUCACGAAAUCUUGUAAUUGCUUCAGUGGCUGUUGUGUUUCUGGCGUCCACCCUAUCAACGGCUCCUGUUGAAGAUAAGGAGCCUGAGGACAAUGACUUUGAGGCUGAAGAGGGUGAAGAAGAACUGUCUGAGGAGGAAGAGGAUGAUGAUGACUCCAAAGGUCAGCAUAUGAAGGGAGCCGGAUCGCAGCAGGCCACUGCAGCACCCAAAGGCUUGGGUAUGACUCCUGGCAGCGCCGUCGCGGGCGAAUCCCCAAACGGUCAGAAACUUAAUGGUGGAACUCAAACUGGCCAAGUCUCAUCAGGCAGCACAUCAACAGCUUCAAAUGGAGCAAAUGGAAGCAACGGUAGAGACGGGUACUCUCAGCCAUCUGGCUCAAGUUCUCAUGAUGCAAGUUAUGGUGGACAAGAUGGGUCCAAAUCAGAGAUAGUUCCUCCAGGUGUAGGAGCAGCUGCUAAUGGAGGUUCAGGAUCUAAAGUCCCUGGCACAGACGGGGGCGUCCAUUCAGUGUCCAUUUCUGUAGUGUCAUCAGGUCAAGGGUCAUCAGGCCAUAUAGCAGCAGGUCAUGGGUCAACAAUGUUAUCCAGCCACACUUUUGACCGACCUUCAGGAGGACAGACAUCAGAUGGUGUGGGUGUAGUUUCCUCCGAGGUCCAAUCACAGCCUACAGGUUCAGAGGGAUUCGCUCCGCAUAGAGAUGGCUCACAGUAUGAAAAUGGGGAAACGGCUCAUGAUGGAUCUCAAAUCGAGUCUCCAGAAAUCCCUGAGAUGGAAUCUAACGGUAAUGGACACAAACAACUACUGAACGGAGGAGAAACAGGAUUUACAGGCAUAAUAGAUCAGUCAAGCCAUGACUUCCUUGUUGGCUUAAUGGGUGAGAGGACAGGAGAGAGCUUUGGUCCAGACACUCAAACAGACGGGCUAGAUCACAUGGGACUCGCAUUUCAGGUGGAUUCGGCAGCUGCUGGCCUGAGUCCAGGGCACCCAUCCAGUGGCGGUCCAGUUCUAGACGCUCCUCCAGAUUAUCUGUCGGUUGACAUUGGGAACGGUGAUUAUACCCAUUCAAUCAGCAUGUCUGAUAAUGGAGCCCAAUCAAAAUCACCAGCUGAUACAACAGAUUCAUCUGUAGUCUUUGACAAAAUGUCACAUCCGGGUCAUUCAUUCAUAGACUAUUCAGAUGGUGGGGCGGAUAACAAUGGUGCAGAUUUACCCGAUACAAACGAAAAUGGAAACGGUCGCCACAAACCUGUGGUAGACAUACAGAAAGGUGACCCUCCAGGCGUUCAUCUCGACAUCAGCGGAACAGGCCAUCAGGACGCAGCAACGGAGAUGCAUCACACAGCUGUUGGUGCGCUUGAUCUAAACGACCACACUCUCAGUCCCUACACUGACACGAUUGGAUUUGACGGUGUCACUGGUGCAAGGGCGCAGACAGAUAUGGCCGGAGCAGCAGGUGAUCCAGUGACUGACGGACAGACUCUAACAGACAUGACAGGGCAGGGACACUUAGCUGUGACAGACGGCAUGCCAAAUUACACAGAUUCUGUGCGUGCGACUGGGACUGGAUUUACAGAUGCCUCAGAGACACAUAGUAGCAUGGUUCAGACAGACUUACCAGUCACAGGGGAUCCAUUCACAGGGGUUUCCUCACAGACAGAUGCCAUGGGCACAGGACAACCUGGUGCUACGGAACAAACACAGACAGCUGUAUCAGCAGGUGAACAGUACCACACAUCUGGUCAGGGUCCUGAAGGUGCAGAAAAUGUGGAACUGGAAGAUACCUGCUGACUUCCACAUGAAGCCGCAAGUGAGGUUUCUGCGCUACAGAUUUCAGUGUACGGACCCGUAUGCCUGGC
Sinocyclocheilus anshuiensis is the source of this 1931-nucleotide messenger RNA. Its product is annotated as hornerin-like. NCBI's taxonomy places the organism in Eukaryota, Metazoa, Chordata, Actinopteri, Cypriniformes, Cyprinidae. The record is from RefSeq and is a predicted model, not a curated record. The transcript is spliced from 38 exons. Bases 70 to 1863 code for a protein of 597 amino acids.